AUGACUUUUGAGGUUCGAUUGACACAGGUUCGAUUGACGCAAAGCACGAUCUUCAUCAAAACCGUAAAAUCAGGUUUUUCCGUUAAAAACGUAAAAUCGCUAUCAGAGGAGGUUUGGAACGCUAUCAAGGGAAAAACGCUUGGACGGAAUGUUCCUUGGUUUCUCACUGGAGACUUCAACGAAAUCCUCGACAACUCGGAAAAGGCGGGAGGUCCACCUAGAGCCGAAAACUCGUUUGUGGAGUUUAGAUCGUUCAUGUCAGAGAGUGAUCUAUAUGAUCUAAGACACUCAGGGAACUACCUGUCAUGGAGAGGCGUCAGGGGAAAACACUUGGUAAGAUGCAGACUCGAUAGAGCAAUGGCGAAUAGUGCUUGGAUCGAAGCGUACCCAUCUGGGAGAAGCGAAUAUCUGAAUUUUGAAGGCUCCGACCACAGACCUGUGUUAUCUGUCUUUCAGUUAAACACAAAAAGGAGACAAGGUUUAUUCAGAUAUGAUGGAAGACUGAGGAAUAAUGAAGAAGUAAGCAAGCUCAUAUCAGAAGCCUGGAACCUAUACUCGAGAGACACGGUGGAGCAAAAAAUAUCAAGCUGCCAAAGGGUAAUUAUCAAAUGGCAUCGCAACCAUCAUCUCAAUAGCCGGAAAAAGAUUGAGGCAAAGAAGGCUGAGUUAGAAAACGCAAUGACUAACGACGAAAGCAAUGAGGCUCAAAUCUACCUGAUAAACAGAGAGCUUAAAGAUGCUUACCGAGCAGAAGAAGAGUAUUGGCGUCAAAGAAGCAGACAACUAUGGUUAAACCUGGGAGACAAAAACAGUGGUUACUUCCACGCAGCCACUAGAGGCAGAAGAGCUCAAAAUACCAUCUCUGUAAUUGUCGAUGGGAAUGGAACCUCAGUUUUUGAAGAAGAGAAAAUAGAGGAAGUAAUAACAAAUUACUUUACAGAAAUGUUUACCUCCCAAGGAGCGUCGUGUGCUGAAACUAUUAACCAAAGCAUCUCACCAAAGAUCUCAGAGGAGACCAAUAAGAUGCUAAUCAAAAUCCCGACUUUGGAGGAAAUAAAAGCUGCAAUUUUCUCCAUCCAUCCAGAUAAAGCACCAGGACCAGAUGGGUUCUCAGCUAGCUUCUUCCACUCCAACUGGGGAGUAAUUGGAGCAGACAUAGUGCGUGAAGUCCAAUGCUUCUUCAGGAAUAGUGUUCUACCAAAAGGAACCAAUGCUACCCACAUCUGCCUGAUACCAAAGAAACCAUCCCCUCAGGGAGUUGCGGAUUACAGACCGAUAACAUUGUGUAACGUCUACUACAAAAUUAUUUCCAAAAUACUCACCGCAAGGUUGCAUCCAAUUUUGGACAGUCUAAUCUCGGAGAAUCAAUCGGCGUUUGUCCCAGGAAGAGCGAUCACGGACAACGUAAUGAUCACACAUGAAAUCCUCCAUUUCCUGAAAAUAUCACAAGCCAAGAAGAGAGGGUCAAUGGCUAUUAAAACUGAUAUGACAAAAGCAUAUGACCGUGUGGAAUGGGAAUUCAUCAAGCUGGUAAUGGAAAGGAUGGGAUUUCACUCAACCUGGAUAGGAUGGAUUAUGCAAUGUGUAACCUCAGUUACUUUUCAAAUUCUGAUUAAUGGAGCGGCAAAAGGAAGAGUAAUACCUACAAGGGGAAUACGCCAGGGAGAUCCACUAUCGCCUUAUCUCUUUAUAUUGUGUAGUGAAGUCCUCUCAGGGCUCUGUUCAAAGGCACAAGACAACAGUCAGAUAGCUGGUAUAAGAAUAGCGAAUGGAAGUCCAAGGAUUAAUCACUUACUCUUUGCAGACGACACAAUGUUUUUCUGCAAAUCCAAUGAGAAAACAUGCAAAGCUCUUAAGGAUAUCCUACAAAAAUAUGAAGAAGCUUCUGGUCAGAAAAUAAACUGCCAAAAAUCAGCAUUCACAUUCUCAAAGAAAACUCCAGCAGGUAUAAGAGCAAGAGUUAAAGAUCAGCUUGGAAUCAAAAACGAAGGAGGGCAAGGAAAAUACCUGGGGUUACCGGAGGCGUUUGGAAGGAAAAAGAAAGACCUUUUCAGUUCGGUAGUGGACAGAAUAAGGCAACGCUCAAUCUCAUGGUCCACAAAACAACUUUCAGGUGCAGGGAAGCUCGUGAUGCUCAAAUCCGUGCUAUCCUCGAUGCCCACCUACUCAAUGUCCUGUUUCAAAUUGCAUGUGAGUUUAUGCAAAAGAAUACAAUCGGUGUUAACGAGGUUUUGGUGGGACGCAAAUCCUGAGAAGAAAAAGAUGUGUUGGGUAUCAUGGGAUAAGCUUACCCGAGGAAAGAGAGAGGGCGGACUAGGCAUAAGAGACAUUCAGGACUUCAAUGAUGCUCUCCUAGGCAAACAAAGUUGGAGAAUCCUCUCAAAGCCAGAGAGUUUGCUAGCAAAAAUACUGAAAGGUAAGUACUUCCCGAAAUCUGACUUCCUUGAUGAACAUGUAACAGAGGCAGGUUCACACGGAUGUAAGGGAAUAAUGAUUGGGCGAGAGCUGGUAAAGGAAAAAUUAGGAAGUGUUAUUGGCAAUGGUGAAUCAACACGAGUGUGGGAGGACCCAUGGUUAUCAACGAAGAGCCAAAACGACCUAUGGGACCAGCCCCAAAAGAGGUUAAAGACCUUAAGGUGGCAGACUUAUUCAGACCAAGUUCGAGAUUAUGGAAUGAAGAGCUGGUAA
Messenger RNA from Microthlaspi erraticum, 2688 nucleotides. NCBI's taxonomy places the organism in Eukaryota, Viridiplantae, Streptophyta, Magnoliopsida, Brassicales, Brassicaceae. The record is from the annotation of a GenBank genome assembly.